This is a messenger RNA of Ostrea edulis (European flat oyster), 2984 nucleotides long. Its product is annotated as ATP-binding cassette sub-family G member 8-like. Gene Ontology annotation, molecular function: ATP binding; ATP hydrolysis activity; ABC-type transporter activity. The transcript is spliced from 11 exons. Gene Ontology annotation, cellular component: plasma membrane. Gene Ontology annotation, biological process: cholesterol homeostasis. NCBI's taxonomy places the organism in Eukaryota, Metazoa, Mollusca, Bivalvia, Ostreida, Ostreidae. The record is from RefSeq and is a predicted model, not a curated record. Bases 278 to 2266 code for a protein of 662 amino acids.
GUUGUGUGUGAUGAGAACGCUUUUUAAUGGGCGAUGAUUAAUAAAUGUAUAGUCCUCGCAAAAUUAGCUGGAUAAGAGGUUUGGCUGAAAAUUAAGUUAUGAUUUGAUCCUCGUCAGUAUUUUCUCAAACCUGACUUUGCGACAGGUAACCUGUUUUCCAUUCGUCUUCAAAAAAUAAGAUAGUAUGAGCAUUUUGUUGAAAUAAAGAAGUACAACUGCACUUGUUCAGACAGUGUUGACUAACAGUCCCAAGGCAAAGGGUACAGGAGAUAUCAAAAUGAGGUCGCAAUCUCGAGCCUACCCGUCUGUUUAUUAUCGUCCUAACGAGGCUGUGGACAUGACACAAACUUCACAUGGGGAACUUCAUCUUGGUAGCCCGCGUAUACCCACCAUAGACUUCGGCUUGAACAAGCGUCUAUCUGUGGAUGUAAGGGCAGAAAAUGUCAGCUACAUCGUCAACCCCAAGAAAAUGUCCCUCCUUCACCGCCUGGGUGCGCUGCAGUUGCCAUGGGAAUGGAUUGACGACGCUGUUCCGCAGCAGGUGCUUCAGAACGUCAGCUUUUCCGUCAAAAGCGGUCAGAUGCUGGCUAUCCUGGGGACCUCAGGAAGCGGAAAGACAAGCCUGUUGGACGUUCUAGCGGGAAGGAACGACGGAGGAAGCGUGGAGGGAGAAAUGUUCCUUAAUGGUGUGUCGUGGACCCGCCAGAUGGUACGGUCCUGCUCGGCGUACGUCAGACAGGACGACCGCUUGCUGGCACACCUGACGGUUAAGGAGACGCUGAUGUUUGUGGCUCAGCUUAAACUGCCGUCGUCUUUCCAAAAAGAAGAAAUUGAAAAUCGGGUAGAUGGGGUCAUCUCUGAACUAGGACUCAGACAUGUUUGGGAUACAAAGAUCGGUAACGAAGAAAGCCGAGGAGUUUCCGGAGGAGAGAGGCGGAGAGUCAGCAUCGGAAUUCAAAUGCUUUUGGAUCCUAGCAUACUUUUCCUGGACGAACCAACUUCCGGUCUGGAUUCCUUUACGGCCCACAGCUUGGUAGAAACAUUAUCAAAGAUGGCGCAGAACACGAGGACAGUGCUGAUGUCCAUUCACCAGCCAAGGUCGGAUAUCUUUGAACUCUUUGACUUGGUAAUGAUCCUGUCUCGUGGGAGAAUGGUGUACGUUGGAAGGGCAACUGAGAUGGUAUCUUAUUUUACUUCGAUAGGCCACCCCUGUCCGUCACUGACCAAUCCCUGUGAUUAUUACGUUGACCUGGGUACAGUCGAUCCAACCUCGGAGGAAACAGAGAGGGAAACGAAACAGAUAGUGAACAAGUUAAUCAAUAACUUUGAGAUGGUGAUGGCCCCGCCGGAGCCGGAGCCGGAAGAACUAUCAAACCUACGAUUCCCCGUCAUGUCCACACUGGACAUUACAGACUUUUCUCCAGGAAAAUUCCGGCAAUUUACUGUACUCUUUGGGAGGUGUACCCGUAACCAGAUCGAAGAUUACUUGUUGGUGUUGGCCCAGUUCAUUCAGGCGCUGUCUAUGUCCUUAGUGGUGGGGAUGAUUUACCUUAAUCUAAACAAGGAACAGAAAACAGUCAGGGAUUGGUUCGGUCUCAUGUACAUCAUCGGCGCCAUGUACCCCUACCUCGUCAUUUUGGAUCUCAUCGCUGUUUAUCACGGGGAAAGAAAACACCUGUACUAUGAGCUACAAGACGGUCUGUAUGGAACAACGCCCUACUUCUUCGCAAAGGUUUUGAGUGAGUUUCCUCUACACACGUUCUUCGUUGUGACGUAUACAAUACCGGUGUACUUCUUGGUGGGGUUUUCGCUGGAUGUGUGGGUGUUUUUCCGAGUGUUCGCUUUGAUUUACUUGAUGGUCUACUGUAGUCGGUCUCUUGCCAUGCUGUCCUCGAGUAUCGCUCCAACCUUUACCAUGUCUUGUUUUAUCGCACAAACUUUCUUUUCAAUGUAUCUCAUGUCUGCUGGGUUUUUCAUCAACCUUGAUAAUAUAUUUGAAGGUUUGCAAUGGGUGUCAAAAAUAUCCUACCUGAAGUGGGGUUUCCAAGGAUUGUGCCAGACUGAGAUAUCAAGAAUGAACUUUACGUGCUCAUUGCCAGACCCGCGUCAGUGCAUCAAUACCGGAAGUGAAGCACUGGGCCUGUACUCCCUAAACGGAAGUACUGUCUCCGAUUCCUGUCUGGUUAUAUUAGCCUCCAUUGCUGUGUACAUGGUGCUCUACUUCUUGGCAUUGACUUUUAUUCCACAGAAGCCACAUCAAAAUUAAUAUACCUUUUACAAAAGAAACUAUGUAUAUCAAAAAGCAUAUCUGUGAGUGCCUUUUUGAGAGAAAAAAAGGCUCCCGUUGUUUGUCAUACUCAGCGGUGUAAUGUGUUAGACCGCCUAGACGUGUAUUUUUAUGCUUUGGGUUUACCGACGGUAGCGUACGUUUAUUCAUACUCAAAAUAUAACGUCAAUGUCUUUGAUGAUAUACCCCUUCAUAAACACAAGCUUUGUUUAUGAACACAGUCUGUGGGUAGUGGAGACGUCAUUUCAUUUGAUGAAUUCAAGAAAUGGGGGAUGAGAUGCGGGAGGUAUAUUGGUAUUCUUGACUUAACAUGCCCCGCCUCUUGAAAUGACGUUAUCAUUUGAAUGUGCCAACUUUUCCCCUCAGUAUAACUGGAUGGAAGCAGCAUGCUCUACCAAAGACAUAUUUGCAUGAUAAUUUUGUUUCCUUUUUCUGUCGUGAUAUUUUUAUUGUGCCAACUUUUUUUUUCCAGUGCCGGAUCUGUACGACUUGUAAGUUUACGUCCGUAUUUAAAGAUGAAUACGACUUGCCUCUACAUGUUAUACAUAGAUCGUGCAAUGUGGUCUAUUGUCCACACAUUUAAAUCAUGUCAUCGAUUGUUGAAACAACGAAUGCCCCUUAAGCAUUUGUUUAAUUUAUGUACCUUUGUUUUUCCUCAUGUUGUACGUUCAAUUUGAUAAUAAAAAAUGCACGGUUA